Molecule: messenger RNA, 1157 nt
Organism: Saprolegnia parasitica CBS 223.65
Lineage: Eukaryota; Oomycota; Saprolegniomycetes; Saprolegniales; Saprolegniaceae
Exons: 13
Coding region: 20-1150 (376 amino acids)
Biological process (GO): DNA repair; mitotic recombination; DNA strand invasion
Molecular function (GO): DNA strand exchange activity; ATP-dependent DNA damage sensor activity; double-stranded DNA binding
Source: RefSeq, a predicted model, not a curated record
CGAGGAGAAGACCAGGACGAUGAGCGCUGCCAUGAAGAAGGAGAAGAUCAGCAAGAAGGCGCUGAAGGAGCAGCAGGCCAAGGAGGCCGAGCCGGUCCCUGUCGUCGAGCCUGCGGUCGUGAGCGACAACGAGGAAGACCACGAGGAAGAAGCGCUCUCGUACGAUCGCAUUGAGGUCCUUCAAGAUGCGGGGAUCAACGCCACGGAUAUUGCCAAGCUCAAGGAAGAUGGCUUCGCGACCGUUGGCCAGCUCUUUCAAGUCUCCAUGAAGCGAUUACUCCAAGUCAAGGGCGUGAGCGAAGCCAAGGCAGAGAAGCUCAUCCAAGCAGGACGCAAGAUCAUUGGCGAACGAAGUGGGUUCAUCUCGGCCAGUGCACUCCUCAUCAACAACAAGCAGAAGUAUUUCAUCACGACGGGAUCCAAGCAGUUCGACAUGCUUCUCGGCGGUGGGAUCGAGACCAUGUCUGUGACGGAGGUCCACGGCGAAUUCAGAACGGGGAAAACUCAGUUGUGCCACACGCUCUGUGUGACGGCCCAGCUUCCGCGCUCCCAAGGGGGUGGCGCCGGAAAAGUGGCCAUCGUGGACACUGAGGGAUCCUUCCGUCCGCAACGAGUGGCCGAGAUUGCCAAGACGCGAUACGACCUCGACCCCAAAGACGUUUUGGAUAACAUCAUCGUCGCCCGAGCGCAUAGCCACGACGCGCAGAUGGACAUGGUCACCAAGCUCGGCGUUCUUUUUGCGGAUCCUGAUCGCGGUCCGUUCCGGCUCCUCAUCGUCGACUCGAUCACAGCCCUUUUCCGCACAGAUUUCUCGGGGCGCGGGGAAUUGAGUGAGCGCCAGCAGCGCUUGAACGUGCACUUGCAGCGACUUGUGAAGCACGCAGAGGCACUUGAGACACACAUGGAGUUCAACGUUGCCGUGCUCGUUGUCAACCAAGUCAUGGCAGAUCCGGGUGCCAACGCCAUGUUUGGUCCUGUGAUCAAGCCCGUCGGUGGGCACGUGAUUUCCCAUGCUUGCCACACCCGUGUCUUGAUGAAGAAGGGUCGCGGUGACAAUCGCAUCUGCAAAGUUAUCGACAGUCCGUGCAUGCCCGAAGCCGAGUGCACGAUUCAACUGACCGCUGGUGGCGUCAGCGACGCGGAUGACUAGCAAAACG